AUGGCCCUCCUGGCUCACACCCUGGCACUGCUGGCAAUGACCAUGGCUACUGUGGCCAUCAAGGUGAUCCCCCUGGACAUGGCCAAGGACUCCUUCGAUGACCAGUACCGGGGCUGUGGCCCUGCCAUGACCAAGGCAUUGCCGUCCAUCUACAAAUUUGAGCUCCAGAAGAAUCCUCUCUUUGCCAAGACCUGGGUGAAGGCCGAGACUGAGUGGCGCAAGCGGGGCUCCCCUGUGUCCCCUCUGGCGUCCCCAGCCCAGGCCGUCGCACUCAUGGCCUACACAAUGAACGGCCUUUACAAGGACUUCAACGCGGCUGUGCAUGUGGCCGGGCGCUCCAGCCAGGCAUACCGGAACAACUUUCACUUCAAAACGCUGCAUUUCCUGCUGACCCAGGCACUGGUGACACUGAGGCAGUCUCAGAACGGGCAGUGUCGCCACGUGUUCCGGGGCGUGCGUGAUGUUCAUUUCCAGGCACGGAGUGGCCAGAAGGUCCGGUUUGGUCAAUUCACAUCAACAACGCCGCGUAAAGAGGUUGCUCUGCUCUUUGGGAAAGACACGCUAUUCGAGAUGCAAACGUGCCAUGGUGUGGACAUCCGUCAGUUCUCCAAGUAUCCAGGGGAGGAGGAGGUGCUGAUCCCACCAUUCGAGACCUUUGAGGUCACCAAAGUCAUGUGGGAUGGGAAGAGGACAUGGAUCACUCUCCGCUCCACCGGGACCUUCAGCAAACACAACUGCGAGUGGCACUGAGGUGGGAGAAUUCCCAGAGGCCCCCAUCCAACUCAGAGGACUCUUCCUGGCCACCACAGCC
Motacilla alba alba is the source of this 811-nucleotide messenger RNA. RefSeq names its product NAD(P)(+)--arginine ADP-ribosyltransferase 2-like. The transcript has 2 exons. Gene Ontology annotation, molecular function: NAD+ poly-ADP-ribosyltransferase activity; NAD+-protein-arginine ADP-ribosyltransferase activity. NCBI's taxonomy places the organism in Eukaryota, Metazoa, Chordata, Aves, Passeriformes, Motacillidae. The record is from RefSeq and is a predicted model, not a curated record. The coding region runs from base 1 to 750 and encodes 249 amino acids.